Molecule: messenger RNA, 2210 nt
Organism: Stylophora pistillata
Lineage: Eukaryota; Metazoa; Cnidaria; Anthozoa; Scleractinia; Pocilloporidae
Product: contactin-3
Biological process (GO): homophilic cell-cell adhesion; dendrite self-avoidance; axon guidance
Cellular component (GO): axon; plasma membrane
Molecular function (GO): cell-cell adhesion mediator activity
Source: RefSeq, a predicted model, not a curated record
AAGCGUAUGUAACAAAAAAACGGUAAGGUCAAACAGAAUUUUUCGAUCAGAAACAUUUAGCGGGAAGCACUAAGACAUUCAUUGAGUUUCCAGUAUAUUUUGUGAAGCAUAAUGGCGUUUGGAAAAUGAUGGGUCCGUUUCUGUGGCAGACGAAAAGUUCAGACAGUUCUCUGUACCGUUGGCUCAUUCUGUUGGUAUUCUUUCUCGAAGAGUCACAGCCACAAAAAAUAUCAUUACCUCCGCACCGAUCUUCGCACUCAGUAAAGCUUGGAGGACAUGUGACAGGAAUUUAUCCCGAAGGAACAGAUCUCACAUUACUCUGUGAAAGUUCUAGUACUUCUAGGAUAAAGACUAUAACAUGGGUCAAGAACGGUGCCACAGUCACACCAAAUUCCAAGCAGAUGAUAUCUUCGGACGGGAAAAAAUUGAUGCUCAAAAAAGUAAAGUUUGCUGAUAGUGGCAAAUACGCUUGCAAUGUUACAGUGGACGGGAUGGCGGCAGUGACAUCAAAGGAACUCAAGCUCUGGGUAGGAAAAAAACCGGAAAUCACUGGUUAUCCACCGGAAGUAAUGCAAUUUAUGCUGUGGAAGCAGAAUAUUUUUUUGACUUGCAUAGGAGAGGGAGUACCAUAUCCACGAGUAAAAUGGUACUUCAGUGGAGGGCCCAAUGAGUCGCAAAUUGCUGUGCCAAACGACAAAACAAAUUUCUCCGUCUUUGACAACGGGACUAUGGUAAUAAGAAAAUUCAUACCAGCUGUCUACAAGUGUGUGGCCAUGAAUAUCCUGGGGUCUUCAGAGAGGACAAUUCACGUUCAAACCCCAAUGACAAUAGAAGUACAGAGAGAUGUCUUGGCAGUUCAGGGAUGGUCGUUCAAUUGGAGUUGCAGAGUUGAAGGUCUUCCCAAACCAAAAGUAUUCUGGGCGGAUAAAAAGAAAGAUCUAAUACGAGAAGGCAAUCGAUUUAUAACGAAGUUUCCGGAGGAACUAAGAAUUCGAGAUUUACGGAUGAGUGAUACUGGGCGGUAUUAUUGUGUCGCUUACCGUAAUGAGACUCGUGAAUUCAAAUGGACCGAACUGAGGCUGAACGUUUAUGAAACUGACAGCCUCACAAUCAAGUCCUCGCCCAAGAAUAUUACACACGCGUUUAUUGGGAAAACGCUAACGCUUAGGUGUGAAUUCGACAGUAAAGCACCGUUAACCAUCAAGUGGGGCAUAAAAGGAUUGGAAGAGUUUCCAGAUUAUUAUAGAAUGCAAGACUAUGGCUCCAAGUUUGAAAUAACUGAUGUGGGGGAAUCGGACAACGCCCAGUAUUACUGCAGCGCAUCAAAUGGUUUCAAAACCGUCACAGUUUACACUCAUUUGUCAACGUAUAAGUCUACGGAGUGGAAUCCAAGCAACAUAACAGUGUAUGUAGGAGGCUCAGUUUGGUUUCAUUGUGAUGCACAAGAGACCCCUCGAUUCCCAUUCAAAGUUGCGUGGCUUAAAACUGGACAGGGAAGUAAAAUGCUCGACAAGAAAAGGUUCCAUGUUAUUGCGAACGGCUCCAUCCACAUAACUGAUAUUCGGCUUAGCGACGAAGGGAAGUAUUUCUGUAUGUCUAACACCAACUUAAGACAGACCUUUGGUACACGGUAUCUUCUAGUGAGAGAAAACCCCAACGGAUCAGACGCGCACGAAACACCACAUCUAGUUUCAGCCGCGCGCAAGGAGUUUCGAAGUCAUUUUUCUGUACUGAUUCUCGUGAUAGCAGUGAUUUAUACCUUAUUUCUUUGACAUGCAGCUGUCACCUAAAUGUUUUUACUUCCACACCUUUAAAAGCAGCCGACCUCGAGCUACUCACAGCUGUACUCAUAGGAAUGUAAUUAUAGUUGGCUGCGGCAUCCUUUUCCGUACUCGAUAGGGAGAGGUAAGGGUUAUUAGGGUUAGAUUUACCAUGAUCUUGGGGUGAAGAGAAAAAGCGGUAAACUUUUUAUUGCUCUUAUCUACUCGUGCAAGUGCUGAAACUUACGUAUAGUGGAAUCAAAACAGGAACAAAGAAGAAAUGAAUUGUCCAAAUGUCUUUAUUUUAACCGCGUGAGUCACUAAGGAUUUUUUAUUUUGCCUGAAAUAUAUCUAAGGUUGAGGGUGUCAUGACAGACAACCCUUAGAGAGCAGAGAACUUAAAUGUAAGCUUAAAAAUACAUCGACAAAUAAAACUGAUAAUGAGUUUAA